Aethalodelphis obliquidens (Pacific white-sided dolphin) is the source of this 2464-nucleotide messenger RNA. It is a transcript of the gene LHFPL4, whose product is annotated as LHFPL tetraspan subfamily member 4. Bases 616 to 1359 code for a protein of 247 amino acids. NCBI's taxonomy places the organism in Eukaryota, Metazoa, Chordata, Mammalia, Artiodactyla, Delphinidae. Gene Ontology annotation, biological process: gamma-aminobutyric acid receptor clustering; sensory perception of sound. The record is from RefSeq and is a predicted model, not a curated record. Gene Ontology annotation, molecular function: GABA receptor binding. The transcript is spliced from 3 exons. Gene Ontology annotation, cellular component: plasma membrane; postsynaptic membrane; inhibitory synapse.
CCAUAUCACCUUCCCAGUCCCCUGGCACUAACCCCUUACAUCCCUUUCUUACCCCCUCGUAGAAGCGCCCACCCCCCUCUCCACAGCCCCUUUCUAGACACCCAAUACCAGACCUCCUUUUACCCCGAACACCAGCCCCCAGAUUCCCUUCCGAGCUCCCUGUAAAACCCCGCUGCUAAUUCUCCGCUGCCGGUCUCCAGCCUCCAUUCCAUCUCCCCACGGUCCCCUCUUACUUCGCCGGUACCAGCCCCCAAGCCCCCUCCCCAACGCCACCGUAACCACUUUCUAGCGCCCCGCCUCCAGCUCUCCUGUGCUCAUUCCAGCUCCCUCAUCCCAGCCCCCCAACUUUCACAUGGCCUCUUCCUAUGUCCCCGAAUUGGAGAUCUUUGCCAGACUCCCCCUACCCUGACACCUUCCCGAUACUCUCAUGACCCCCUCCUAGCUCCUCCAUACCAGCCCCCAGGUCCCUUCAGCUCCGCCUCAGGCCCCGCCCUCGCGGGUUCCUUGGCUUAGGGUCGCUUCUCGCGUGCGUCCCCAGCUCCCGCCCGGCAGCCCGGCUGUCGGUCCCGGGCCGGCGGCCCCCGCAAGCCGCCGCCGGCCCCGCCCCCGGGCACCAUGCUGCCCUCGCAGGAGGCCUCCAAGCUCUACCACGAGCACUACAUGCGGAACUCGCGGGCCAUCGGUGUGCUAUGGGCCAUCUUCACCAUCUGCUUCGCCAUCAUCAACGUGGUGGUCUUCAUCCAGCCCUACUGGGUGGGCGACAGCGUGAGCACCCCCAAGCCUGGUUACUUCGGCCUCUUCCACUACUGUGUGGGCAGCGGGCUGGCGGGCCGCGAGCUCACCUGCCGCGGCUCGUUCACCGACUUCAGCACUAUCCCGUCCGGCGCCUUCAAGGCGGCCGCCUUCUUCGUGCUGCUCUCCAUGGUGCUGAUCCUCGGCUGCAUCACCUGCUUUGCUCUUUUCUUCUUCUGCAACACGGCCACGGUCUACAAGAUCUGCGCCUGGAUGCAGCUCUUGGCAGCUCUGUGCCUUGUGCUGGGCUGCAUGAUCUUCCCCGACGGCUGGGACGCCGAGACGAUCCGGGACAUGUGUGGGGCCAAGACCGGGAAGUACUCCCUGGGGGACUGUUCGGUGCGCUGGGCGUACAUCCUGGCCAUCAUCGGCAUCCUCAACGCCCUCAUCCUCUCCUUCCUUGCCUUCGUGCUGGGCAACCGGCAAACGGACCUGCUGCAGGAGGAGCUCAAGCAGGAGAACAAAGAUUUUGUGGGCUCUACAGUAAGCUCUGUGUUGCGGCCAGGGGGUGAUGUCUCUGGAUGGGGAGUCCUCCCCUGUCCCGUCGCUCACUCACAGGGACCCUGAAGGCCGGGAUCACAGCCCAGGAGUUGACCUGCCCUCAGCUUGUCCUGUCUCCUGCCCUCUCAUCCCUCCAUUCACGCUCUGAGGGAAGACCCCGAUCUUGGACUGACCUCACCUGCUACCUGCCUGCGAGCUCCGGGCUUUGAAGAGAGGCUGGGGCUGGGAUGCAGCCUGAGGGAGGGGAGAGGCCCUGCAGAGCCUGGGAGGGUCUGGGUCUGCACCUCCCUCAACUGACCUAAGGGAGACAGCCCCCAGUCCCUGGCCUCCUCUUCCCCUCCAGUCUGGCCAGGGCCUUGCAGAGUCUUCAGGGGAAGGUGACGCCGUGGUUCCCCCACCAGGCUCCCUCAGUCCGGAGGGCUGCUGCCUGGCUCUAUCCUCGCCUCCUCUGGUCCCCGCCUCCUGCAGAAACUUAUCCAAGACACUGUUCCAGGGCAGCAGACUGGACUCUUUCCUAUCUUUUUUUUGGCUGAUGGUGGUUCCAUCAUCUCGUCACAGAGCUCCAGGCGCCACCGGCCUCCCUUGGGCCUCUCUGCUCCUGCUGCAGCCUGGUCCCAGCUCUCCCAAAGGAGUCUGAGCUGCACCGAGGGAGAAAGCACAGGGCCUUCUGGUCAGAUGCUGACUGGGGCCCUGUCCACGUGGACUCUGAGCCAAGACAGGCAGGCUGUGGAGGCAGUGCCUGGACUCCUGUCUUGAUGGCGCUUGGCCUCUGCAGCUGGGGCUGGAAGUAGCUCUGGGGCUGGCCUGGCCUCCUUCCUGCUCGGAUGGGUCACCAGUGACUGGACCCUUGACCCCGGCCUGUUUUGUACAGCGUAGAACUUCUUGGCCCUGUUGUCAGGGUUGGGGAGAGGCGCCCAUGAGUAGGGAAUUAGGGGAUGCGUCGCCCCUCUGCCCCUUCUCGUGCUGUCCCCCCAUCCCCUUCUGCCAAGGGCAGAGACUGUCUUGCCUCUUUGAUACUUUUCUGCAUAACUUGAACUUGCAGGUCACCUCUGAACAGGGUAUCCCCUGUCCCCAUCCCCAGCCCUAGUAACCCUCUCCCCACCUCCUCCUCCUCCCUGCCCACCUCUCACCUUGCGGUUUGCCCAGGGUCUGCAACCCAGUGGGCACGCUU